Messenger RNA from Nylanderia fulva, 1432 nucleotides. NCBI's taxonomy places the organism in Eukaryota, Metazoa, Arthropoda, Insecta, Hymenoptera, Formicidae. The record is from RefSeq and is a predicted model, not a curated record.
AUCAAUAGUCACUAUGUUUUUGUAUCUCGCAUUAAAUGUCAAACUUUCCGCUUUUCGAGGCAGUAGUAUAAUUUCACUUCCACAUGCGUAAUCCACUUUCACGAAACCGGUAUUGUGGUAUACUCGAUCUGUCGUGAACCUGGCGCUCUCGACGAAGCUCGAAUUUAUAAUAUAAAACUGGUCAGCCAAUUAAAAUCGCGGCCGCGAAAUUCUGACCUUCACGACAACAACCUGGCUGUUUUUACAAGAUUGUUUUGUCUCUCGGGCUAGAAUUUAUAGUGUACGAUAGUGUGGACGUGUGAAGCAGGUGCGAAACGAUCUUAUGUGAUACUGUGCGUUGAGCCAAGGACGAAGAAGGCGGAAAAAAAAGGAAGGGACUCUCGGUGGAAUUUCUCGAGCCAACUUUGCGAAACGAUCAAAAUGGGAACGUGUUGGUUCGCAAUAUGGCUGCUCCUCGUCUGUUUUAUCGGUGAUGCGCGACCGCAAUACAGAGAUAAGAACAUAAACGAUUGUCCAAACUGUGUGGACGAGCAUAGCGGCAGCUUGGCGGCCUCAAGAUGGACGAUGCCUCUGUUGAAGCUAGGAGAGAAGAGAUACUAUCUGGGGAUCUUCUUCAAGGCAAACUGGUACAGAGCUUCGCAAUAUUGCCGUUAUCACGGAAUGCAUCUGGCAAGUAUAGCUUCACAGGAGGAGAACGACAGGCUUGAGAAGCAUAUCAAGGACUUCGGUCUUGGCCAUGAACACUUUUGGACGUCCGGCACCGAUCAGGCUGAGGAAGGAACCUUCUUCUGGAUGGCGAACGGCAGGCCGAUCACGUUCGAGAAUUGGAACGUCGGCGAACCGAAUAAUUUCCGAUACGAGAAUGGCGAAGAAGAGCAUUGCCUGGAGCUCUGGAACAGGGACGGCAAAGGGCUCAAGUGGAACGACAGUCCCUGCAGCUUCGAGACUUUCUUCGUCUGUGAAGUGCAGUGAUGAGUUUGCGCGAACGGUAAAGGAAAGGGAGGAAGUACACGUGCGAGUGAGCAUUUGCGCGACUCGUGACGUGUUCUCAGGAUGAUCCUCGAGAAAGCUGCAUUCUCGUUGGUCAUCCGUUUGUUUUGGAGGACUUAACAAGGGAGAAAGAGAGGGAGAGAAAGAGAGAGAAAUUUGAAAUGUGACAUGUGCGCUCGGACUGAAAACUACGCGCGAUUAGCCGGUAGCUACCGUUGUCACGUUUUCCGCAUCCGGCAUUUACGUGUGCGUGAAACGACAUCCAGUUCAGUCAGUUCUUUCCGUAAAAGUAUCACCAGGCGACAUACCUAGUGUCGGAUAAAUCCGCACUGUCAGAUGAUAAAAACGAUUCGCUCAUCUUUUGUGCAGAAGCGGUUCUAAACGCGCGGAUGUAGUUUAUAUGCAAUAUAAUUUGGGUUUUUACGUACUUUUUUAAAGGUCU